AAUCUCUCUUUGAGCUUAUUAUUUAAUAUAAGCUCCCAUUAAGAAUAUUACUUGGUCUUUUUCUUGUCUAUAAAAACCUCUUGCAUGCAUUUUCAUAUUCUAUUGGCUCCACAGCUACUUCAUACACUUGUACUUGUGUUUUACAUAUUUUUUUCUUAAAAAGAAAGUAAGAUGUCAAGAGUUAUAGAAACGCUGACGGUGGGGAGAGUAGUAGGGGAAGUAGUGGACAUGUUCAGUCCAAGUGUGAGCAUGAAUGUUAUUUAUAACUCCAACAAGCAAGUUGCUAAUGGCCAUGAGCUUAUGCCUUCUGUUAUUUCUACUAAACCUAGAGUUGACAUUGGUGGUGACGACAUGAGGACCGCUUAUACCCUUAUCAUGACAGACCCGGAUGCUCCAAGCCCAAGUGAUCCGUACUUAAGAGAACAUCUUCACUGGAUGGUAACUAACAUUCCUGGUACAACUGAUGUUUCAUUUGGUAAAGAAAUUGUAAGCUAUGAAACUCCAAGACCGGUGGUGGGUAUUCAUCGUUAUGUAUUCGUCCUAUUUAAACAGAGAGGAAGGCAGACUGUAAAAGCACCCGUUACUCGAGACUAUUUCAACACCAGGAGGUUUUCUGAAGAGAAUGGAUUAGGUCUUCCGGUAGCUGUUGUCUACUUUAAUGCACAGAGAGAAACUGCUGCUCGAAGAAGAUGAUCACCAUCACAAUUGGCUUCUUUUUUCCUUUCUUCCAAGAAAAUAAAGAAUGUUAAUCUUCUAUACAGUCUAUCCUUUCUUCCAAGAAAAUAAAGAAUGUUAAUCUUCUAUACAGUCGAAUUUAACCAUGACCUGUCAGGAAUUCUGA
This is a messenger RNA of Mercurialis annua (annual mercury), 841 nucleotides long. Its product is annotated as CEN-like protein 1. The record is from RefSeq and is a predicted model, not a curated record. Gene Ontology annotation, biological process: flower development; vegetative to reproductive phase transition of meristem. Bases 172 to 693 code for a protein of 173 amino acids. NCBI's taxonomy places the organism in Eukaryota, Viridiplantae, Streptophyta, Magnoliopsida, Malpighiales, Euphorbiaceae. The transcript has 4 exons.